Salvelinus namaycush (lake trout) is the source of this 2150-nucleotide messenger RNA. RefSeq names its product sphingosine 1-phosphate receptor 3-like. Lineage: Eukaryota; Metazoa; Chordata; Actinopteri; Salmoniformes; Salmonidae. Gene Ontology annotation, cellular component: membrane. The transcript has a single exon. The coding region runs from base 110 to 1309 and encodes 399 amino acids. Gene Ontology annotation, molecular function: sphingosine-1-phosphate receptor activity. The record is from RefSeq and is a predicted model, not a curated record. Gene Ontology annotation, biological process: G protein-coupled receptor signaling pathway.
ACCAACACUGCCAGAUAAAGUAGUCCACUGCCAGUAGAUCCUCUGUCUACAGUCGGUGGUGUUCUGGCGCCCUCUGUUGUGUGACGAGGGAAGGCCAGGGACAGACAGGAUGGAGAACGUGUUUGAGGAGGGGAUGAACCAUGUCAUCAUUGCCCAUUACAACCACUCUGGGAAGUGGGGUCGACCUCGGAGCAGUGCGGCCUGUAAGACUGUUGUCCUCCUCCUCAUCUGUGUCCUCAUCGUGCUGGAGAACAUCACAGUGCUGCUGGCGCUGUGGAGGAACAAACGCUUCCAUAGUCGCAUGUACUUCCUCAUCGGUAACCUGGCACUGUCUGACCUGUUGGCUGGGGUGGCCUAUAUGGUUAACAUCUUCACCUCUGGUAGCAGGACCUUCUUCCUGACGCCGGCACAGUGGCUGGCAAGAGAGGGAAGCAUGUUCGUGGCCCUCAGCGCAUCCACCUUCAGCCUACUGGCCAUCGGUAUCGAGAGACACAUGACCAUGGUGCGUCUGCGUCCGUGCGAGGCGGCGGGGCGGGGGAGGUUACUGGGGCUGCUAGGGGCAUGCUGGGCCGUGUCGGUGCUGCUCAGUGCCCUGCCUUCCCUGGGCUGGAACUGCCUGGAGCACCUGGCCUCCUGCUCCACCGUUCUGCCCCUCUACGACAAGAGUUACGUGGCCUUCUGCAUCAGCGUGUUUAGCGCCCUGCUGGUGGCCAUCAUCAUCCUCUACAUCCGCAUCUACCGGCUGGUGACAUCCAGCGGACGGAAGGUUAGCAGCAGGCCCUCGGAGCACUCACUGGCCCUGCUGAGGACGGUGGUGAUAGUUCUGGGGGUGUUUGUGAUGUGCUGGGCCCCGCUGUUCCUGCUGCUGCUUCUGGACGUGGGCUGCAGUCCGGAGCGCUGCCCUGUGCUCUACCAUGUGGACUGGUUCAUUGCCCUGGCCGUGCUCAACUCAGCACUCAACCCCCUCAUCUACACCCUGUCCAGCAGGGAGAUGAGAGCAGCUUUCUUCAGGCUGCUGUGCUGCUAUCAGCCUCAACUGGAGGCCCCAGCCCCUAUGGCAGGCAACCCCCACCUGGGGACUUUCAUCCCCACGGCUGAGAACAGCAAGUCCAAUGUGGGGGGAGGAGGUAGUGGGAUAACGGGAGCUGCCAAGUCUCUGACCCGGGGGAAGAUCGCAACGCCCCUGAACUCUAACAACCAGCAUUUAGACCCCUCCGCCCCCACGGUGCCACACCUCUCUGGACCGGCCGACCUGCUGUCAGCGGUGCUGGUCAAGGCUGGGGCACUGCCCUCCCUCAGCAAGUUCUGACUGGACAGCUAAUUGACUGUAGACUGGUCCCAGAUAUGUAUGCGCUCUAGUAGUCUAGCCAACUACUCUGACUAUCGUUGUCAUGCCAUGUUUGUCAUAGUUGGCUAAUGCACAUCCAGAUCUUGGACCAGGCUAGAUUCACACGACAUGGCUAGCUGGCAAUGCUGUGUGUGGGCAUUGUACAGGCAUGAUCAAUGGGACAAUUUCAGUAUCUACUGGUGAAAGUAAUGACCGAGGAGACCUUGGGUAGACACUUGGAUGAGGUUUCUACUGAUUAACUUUCUGUAAAUACAUUGCUUCACCAAUGAGCCUGCAAAGCGAAGAUCCGCUAAGGAUCUACUCUUACCAUAGCUCAUCUAAAGCCACUAUUUUGCAAAAACAUUCAAAGGACUCACAUUGAACCUUUGUACCUAAUACAUAAUUUACAUAACUAUGGAACACAAUGCAAAAUGUUACCAAGUCAUGUAAUAGAGGGCUGUUUAAUGUCGGUCCUGGAAGGCCAAAACACUUCUGUUUUGGGGGGACUGAUUCAGACCUGGGACACCAGGUGAGUGCAGUUGACUACCAGGUACAAACAAAAACCAGAAGUGUUUUGAAUUGAACAGCCCUGUAAUAGAGCAUAAUAUAGCUUUAUUAACUAUAUAUCGUGUGGGAACAGUGAAUUAAUUGUAAUAAACUGUUUAUAUGUGUGUAAUAGAGGAUGGGUGGUGUGCAAAUAUAAGUAGGAUCACUGUGUAUUGCACAUGCAGUGUCUAUUGUUUUUCUGAUUCACCUGCCUUUCUCUUUCUAUGUCAGCACAGGAUAUUUAUUUUCAAUGAAGACCAAGGCCUUCUUAGUGCUA